Trichogramma pretiosum is the source of this 3289-nucleotide messenger RNA. RefSeq names its product gametogenetin-binding protein 2-like. The transcript has 10 exons. The record is from RefSeq and is a predicted model, not a curated record. Lineage: Eukaryota; Metazoa; Arthropoda; Insecta; Hymenoptera; Trichogrammatidae. Gene Ontology annotation, cellular component: nucleus; cytoplasm. The coding region runs from base 576 to 2981 and encodes 801 amino acids.
UCGAUUGGCAGUUGGCUCGGAAGUUUCAAUUGGCAGCGAGUCUCGUCACGAGUCACGAUCGAGUCGCUCGAACAGUCAUUUUGCUGCAGCACUGUGGGCACCUACUUAUGCGAAUGGCAAUAGCGUGCCAUAGGAUAUUGCAGGAAACACCGUGAUCGCUCCUCGUUUUAUGUUGUACAUACAUACAUCUGUUGUACACCUACCAAUCGGUGGGAUCUUGUACUUGCUGCGAUACGAGGCUGUAUAGUACAGGGCCAAACUACGGUGCACGAUUAUUAUACGUUGUGGCCCGUGCACUUAUAAGACUGACAGGCAGCACAAUUAGCAGCACUUGGACUGCAGAUCCACGCACGCCGUAUAAAUAUUUUAUAACAAUUUCGCGAUAUCAACAGCGCGCGAGAGCAGCGCGCUACAAUCAUUGAGUCAUCUUGUUUCUGCAUACUGUAUUCUCGAGCAUAUUCACGUUUUGUGGGUCGUGUCGUGUGAGUCGUGGGCUCGUGUGUGUCGUCGUGUGUUCUACAUGUUGUUGCAACUCUUGCAAGGAUCAGCGGCAAGACUUUAACCCUCGCGUUAUCAUGGCGAAACUCGUGAAGAUGUGGAAAGACUCGGACUCGACGCCUCUGGGGCCAAGACAAUUACCUCUCUUCAUUGAUGAGAAUUAUGCAAUGGUUAUGGAUAUAUCAGGUCUAACAAUACCAGAAGAAAAAUUAGUAUCAACAGGCAAACAAAUUGAAGAAUUCAAAAAAAAAUUCAGUUUGUUGUCAGAAAAUGAGCAAUCUAAAACUUUUGAAGCUGCCCUUAAAGAUGUGUUAAGUGUUUUGGAUCAAAGUGUCCCAUGUAUUGGAUGUAGAAGAAGUGUUGAAAAAUUAUUUCACGAACUGAGCAAAUUAGAAAGUUUUCCACCUCUAGAUCCUAUUAUAUUUUCUGAAAAUGUGGUAACUUUUAAUCCAAAGAUCUUUAAAUCCCCUGGAAAAUUAUGUGCUUAUCUUCGUGGUUACAGUUCAAGGUUAAACGAUUUGGUUGACCAGCAACCUCGAAACAAAAAAUCACGUCGGUGCACUUUGCAUUCCUUAGAAGUACAACGUAUGAGAUUAUCUCCACAUGUAUGGAGGGAAGUUUGGGAUGGAAUGGAAGCAGAAUGUUUAAGUGAAAUAACAUUCAUAGAUUCUGAAACAUUGCGCAUUAUAUUAGAUGCUUAUCUACGCAAGCACAAAUUCUGUGCAGAGUGUCGCACCAAAGUUGUAGCAGCUUCCAAUUUUGCACACGAUGAAAAAAUUGAUAACAAUAGUAUUGAUGGAUGUAAUGAGGAUAAUGAUAAAAAUGAUAGUCAAAACAGUCAUAAUAGUCAUAAUAAUAAUGACAAUUACGAACAUAAAAAUCAUAAGAAUUGUAACAAUCAUGAAAAUCAUGAUGAUCAUAAAGACUUAACAGAUCAUAAGUGUCAUGCUGUUCGUAAAGAUCAUGAAAAUUGUACGAGUCCAUUAGGUCAUAAAAGUCAUCCAGAUAAUAAAUGUUACACUGAUCUUAAAGAUCAUUGUGAAUAUAAAGAUUUUAAAGAUCAUAAAACUAGUAAAGAUAACAAAGAUGUUAAAGUACGAAAGAUAAAUGCUUCUGAUUUAUAUGCUAGCAUAAGACGUUGUUCAAGUGGUCAUGUUCACUUGCCAAUGAAAUAUGAUUACAUCUGCAAUUUAAUUGCAAGGACCACUUCUGAUUCUUUAUCAAGAGAACGUCAUGCCAAAACUAAAGAAAUCGCUCAAGAGGAAGUUUUAACGUGCCUUGGUGUAUGUGUUUAUGAGCGAUUAAAUCGUGUCUACAAAAAAAUGAAAGAAGAAGAAUUUAUUAUAAAUAUUUUAGUUGCAACAGCUAUGAGUACUAUUUCUAGAAAUUUCCAAAUUGCCAUUGAAACUAAACAAGGUUUUUCACAAUUAGAAGUUUUAUAUCAUGAAUUGGAGAAAGAAAAAAUUGCCAAAACGCAACGACGCGAAAAAUCGCGACUCAAAAGAAAAAAAAGAAAAGAACGUCGUUUUGAAGUUGAAGAGAAACAAAAAAAGUCUGAAGUAAGCGAUACUACAACUGAUAAAAGUUCCGAAGACGACCAUAACAAAGAGGAAACACUUACAGAAGGGGAAGACUUAUCUUUGCAAUCUCAACCUUUUUCUGAGUCCAACACACAAAAUAAAAUAUCAGAUCUUAUGUGCAAUGAAUCAUUGACUUGCAAUUGUCUCAAUUGUAUCAAAAACUCAACAAACAAAACUGAAUUAUCUGCCUUCCAAUCUCAGUUUGGUGACCUUAACUUAAAAAAUGAAAGAGAAAAAAUUUGCUGUCAGAUAAAAUCAUCAGCUACUCAUAAAAAUGAAAAAAUUGAUCAAAGUUCUGUAAAGGUUACACUCUCCAAUUCAUCUAGAUCAUGCCGCGCCGAUGACAGUCCUAAUAAAAAUAUUUGGGAAAGUAGUGAAAAUUGUAAAGAACAGGAACAACAUGAAGAUCUUAUAGACGGAACUUUCAAUUCAAAUAAACAUGAUAUGAUGUGGAUAGAAGUUAAGAAAAAAAUCACCAAAUCAACUUAUAGAAAUAGAUGUACUUAUAGUGAAAACUCUUCACAUGAUUAUGGAUAUUCAUCAGAGCAUGUAAGCAGUUCAUCAUUGCCAAGUACACCUGAAGGAUCAGAAGUAGCUUGCAGUGAUGGUUGCUGUAACGGCGGUGAUCAUCCAGAUAUUCAUGCUGCAAACAAAAACAAUUUUUCACAUGAUAGCCUUUUUCCAUUAAUAGAACAUGGCAGAGGACCUCUGCUAUCACAAAUGUUAGAGGAUUCAGAUUUAUCCGAAAUGGAAGAUGACAGUAAUUCUAUUCCAGAAGAAGAGGUGUUAGAAUUUAAGUCACGUGAAGUUCAUAUCACAGAGAAACGUCAAGAACUUCGCCAAGAAUUGAAAAACCGAUUCACGGCGUUAUGUAACUGCCGUAAACCUUUCAUUCCUCGUUGAUAUUUUUUAGUAGAACUUGUUAAUUAUUUAUUGUUCUUUUUUUACGUUGGUUUUAUUAUAAAAAUGUAAAAUCAUGUAAAACUUCUCUCUCACAGUCCACACAUUACUUAAAUUUAAUAAAACCUUAUAUAUUUUUUGUAUUAAUUCAAAAAAAAUGUAAAUAUUGAAGAGAAAGAAAUAAUUAAGGAUAAGUUUUGACAAAAGAUUAGUUUUUAUAUUUAAAAAUGGCUGAGAUUGAUUCAGACGCAGAGUCUUCUCUUAUGUUGAUCAUAAUGAGUAAAAAAAAAAAAUAAAUAAACAAAAAUAUU